Vicugna pacos (alpaca) is the source of this 2750-nucleotide messenger RNA. The record is from RefSeq and is a predicted model, not a curated record. NCBI's taxonomy places the organism in Eukaryota, Metazoa, Chordata, Mammalia, Artiodactyla, Camelidae.
GACAUCGAGGCCUAUGUGACCAUUCUCUAAAGUACUUAAGCUCGAAGAUCACGGAGCGGAAGCUGCAGGGCACGUGGCUGCCAGCUGGCCGAGGGAGCCUGGAGAAACCAUUACUGGGGCCACGCGGCUCCGAGGUGCCUGUGUUCAGCCCCCAGUGUGGCCUUCACCCCGUCCACGCUGAGAGCAGCCCGCUGAAGCCCCGGGUUGUGACCGUGAUCAAGCUGGGCGGGCACCCCCUCCGCAAGAUCACGCUGCUUCUCAACCGGCGCUCAGUGCAGACCUUCGAGCAGCUCUUGGCCGACGUCUCAGAGGCCCUGGGCUUUCCCCGAUGGAAGAGUGACCGCGUGAGGAAGCUGUUCACCCUCAAGGGCAGGGAAAUCAGGAGUGUGUCUGAGUUCUUCAGGGAGGGGGAUGCUUUCAUCGCCAUGGGCAAGGAACCACUCACGCUGAAGAGCAUUCAGGUGGCUGUCGAGGAACUGUACCCCAGCAAAACCCGGGCCCUGACCUUGACCCAGCACGGUCGGGCCCCCUCGCCAAGGCUGAGAAGCCGGCUUUAUAGCAAGGCUCUGAAAGGGAGUCACCAUGGUGGGGAAACGGAGACCAAGAGCUGUGGUGAGGCUGCCAGAUCCCAGGCCACCGUCAGACUUCUGGGGAAGACCCCUGGGGAGGACAGGUUGAGGGCCCGGAAGAUGUGGGUCAGAGGCAAGAGGGAGCCUGAGCCUGAUAGCAAGGUGCCCAGGGAAGCCACUCUGGAGAGGGAGGCCAGCGGAGAGAAGCACCUGGGGGUAGAGAUUGAAAAGACGUCGGGUGAAAUUAUCAGGUGUGAGAAGUGCAAGAGAGAGAGAGAGCUCCAGCAGGGCCUGCAGAGGGAGCGGCUCUCCCUGGGCACCAGUGAGCUGGACCUGGGCAGGUGUCCACGCUACGACGUGGACAAGCUGGUGAGGACCAGGAGCUGCAGGAGGUCCCCCGAGGAGAAGCCCCAGGGUGCAGAGGAAGGCUGGAAGGAGGGCCACAGGGGCAGUCCCGGGCACCCCCCUCAGGAGCUGGGGAGACCCAGCAAAAACACAGACAAGAAAGAAGACAGAGACCCCAGAGGCCAGGAGGGCCAUCCCCCAGCAUCAGCCAAGGCCAAGAAGGACCUGGGGGAAGUUCAGCCUGGCCGAGAGGAGGGGCCAAGAGACAGGAAGAAAGACAGCAGGAGCGCAGGCAGGAGCAGGCAGGGAGGUUGGCCUCUGAAGGAGCAUCAGGCCGACCUUGACCUGGAGAAGCUCCCCAGGACGCAGAGGGAUGAGCAGGAGGUGGAGAAGGAGAGGAAGCUAGGGAUGUCCAGAGGGAGAAAGAUGGUACUCCAAGACGAGCCGCCGGCCAGGCUAGAAAAGGAGUCCAAGACAAGGCCAGAGGAGAAUAAGGCCGAGCGGCGCGGCAGGAGGCGGCGGCCCGCGGGCAUCCUGGCGGCCGACGUGCGGAAGCAGUACGAGACAGGCCGCGUGAUCGGGGACGGGAACUUCGCGGUGGUGAAGGAGUGCAGGCACCGCGGGACCCGGCAGGCCUACGCCAUGAAGAUUAUCGACAAGUCCAAGCUCAAGGGGAAGGAGGACAUGGUGGACAGCGAGAUCCUGAUCAUCCAGAGCCUCUCUCACCCCAACAUCGUGAAACUGCACGAAGUGUACGAAACUGACACGGAGAUCUUCCUGAUCAUGGAGUAUGUGCAGGGAGGAGACCUUUUCGAUGCCAUCAUAGAAAGUGUUAAGUUCCCGGAGCGCGACGCCGCCCUCAUGCUCAUGGACUUGUGCAAGGCGCUGGUCCACAUGCACGACAGGCGCAUAGUCCACCGCGAUCUCAAGCCAGAAAACCUGCUGGUUCAGCGAAAUGAGGACAAAUCUACCACCUUGAAACUGGCCGAUUUUGGUCUAGCAAAGCAUGUGGUGAGACCUAUAUUCACUGUGUGUGGGACUCCGACUUACGUAGCUCCCGAAAUUCUUUCCGAGAAAGGGUACGGGCUGGAGGUGGACAUGUGGGCGGCUGGCGUGAUCCUCUACAUUCUGCUGUGUGGCUUCCCCCCGUUCCGCAGCCCUGAGAGGGACCAGGAUGAGCUCUUCAACAUCAUCCAGCUGGGCCGCUUCGAGUUCCUGGCUCCGUACUGGGACAACAUCUCUGACGCUGCCAAAGAUCUGGUGAGCCGGUUGCUGGUGGUCGACCCCAAAAAGCGCUACACGGCCCACCAGGUCCUCCAGCACCCCUGGAUUGAAACUGCUGGGAAGGCCAGCAGGGUGAACCCAGCAAAGGAGCUGGCCUCCAGCAGCGAGGGCCACUUGCGGAGCCAACAGGCGCGGGCUGCCGAGCAGACAUCAUAGUCCCGGCCCUGGUUCUGCCUGAGGACAAGAGAAGAGGAUAGCCUUCGAAGAGAAAAACAGUGAAAAAGCCUUCCUCCCAUAAUUGGAGAAUCAGGGAAGGAGAGACACUCAGUAUAUUUUAAAGCGUAUUUUAAAAAAAUGAACUUGGGUCUUCAUGUUAAAUGUUGUAACAUAUUUUUAGAUUUGUAUAUCUGAAGCCUUUAAUACAUUUUUUUGGGUGGGGGGAGACUGUUCUCAGUGAGGAAUUUUUGAUCAUAAUCACACGUUUUGCUUCUUCCUUGUAAUUGAGUUCAUGGUAUACUACAUGAGUGGUGCUUACCAGGGCCUAAAGUCCCCCUGUGAAAUUAAUAAACCGACUCGUGGUCCAUCUGUGUUAAUAAAAUGUGCUCUGGAUGA